ACCUCUAGAAGACACGCAUGCUGACUGGAUAAUUGUUUUCACGCUAGGAGUUUAAAAAAAAAAAACAACCCAAAAACAGGUUCAACGAUGCAGACACAUUCAGUGCAGAGCUUUGCAGUCGUUUUGGCACUGCUACUCACCCCGCUGAAUAAUACGAAAGCUCAGAGCUUUCAAAGCGCGUUUCCACAGCCAAACAAACACAGCCCGAAUGAAUCGUCGACGUGUGUACAGCCCCCUCUUAUUGGAUUAAUUUCUCGCGCAACGGGGCCAGUAACCUCAACAUACGAAGUGCCGGAGUCCAGCCAGGAAGCGCUGCACGUCACAGAGCGUAGAUACCUGCGGCUGGACUGGUGUAAGACACAGCCGCUCAAGCAGACCAUAGAGGAGGAGGGCUGCCUUCGCCGCACCAUCAUUAACAGGUUUUGCUACGGACAGUGCAAUUCCUUUUACAUCCCGCGGAACAAGUACCAGGACGGAAACGCCUUUCGCUCCUGUUCGGCCUGCAAACCCAAAGCCUUCAGCACCGUCACAUACACCCUCCUCUGUCCGGGACAGACGCCCAGCACUAAGAGGAAACGAGUCCAGCGCGUAAAGCUGUGCCGCUGCACUACUAUCGAUAUGGAUUAGCCACAAACUAAAACAUGCUGGGCAGUAAUAUUGUCUUCUGUGAAAAAUAUAGAAGGGAGAGUCUAUUUUGCUUAAAAGGCGCAUAAGUUGGAAUAGAAAAGUGAGGAACAUGCUUGAGCCUUUUUGGGUGGAGAGACAGUUGACCACUAAAUCUGCUAAAAGACAGUACACACUGCUAAGUGGGAGAUUCAUGUGUCACGUUCUGUAUAAGGUGAUAAUUUGACCAGCAAAUACAACUUUACCACACAAUGACCAAACAUCUGCCAAUUAUCAGUCGCCGCUUGCAGUUUUGUGAGUGUAAACAGACUUGGAUGUGUUGGCACAUGCAUUUGCAGACAGGAAGUUUUAGGCCAAUGCGAACCGUUGAGGUGCAGGCUGGUUUGCGGCAGUCCAGUGACAAAAUUUGUCCAAACAAACAAACAAAAAACCCAACAAGCUAAUGGAUGUGCAAAAAUAUAAGAUGACUUCAGAGGUUGCAUUGUUUCCACUGUGUGGGACAUGGAGCUGAAGGUUUUAGAGACAUACACUUUUAUACAUGCACUGCUAAAAGCCACUUGAUUUCAUGGCUGUGCAUAAUUUGUGUAUCAUUCAUUGU
Messenger RNA from Pundamilia nyererei, 1222 nucleotides. RefSeq names its product gremlin 1a, DAN family BMP antagonist (gene grem1a). NCBI's taxonomy places the organism in Eukaryota, Metazoa, Chordata, Actinopteri, Cichliformes, Cichlidae. The transcript is spliced from 2 exons. The record is from RefSeq and is a predicted model, not a curated record. Gene Ontology annotation, molecular function: BMP binding; receptor ligand activity. Gene Ontology annotation, biological process: animal organ morphogenesis. The coding region runs from base 88 to 627 and encodes 179 amino acids.